Racocetra fulgida is the source of this 1998-nucleotide messenger RNA. The record is from the annotation of a GenBank genome assembly. Lineage: Eukaryota; Fungi; Glomeromycota; Glomeromycetes; Diversisporales; Gigasporaceae.
GCUAUGUUGCAAGAACUUGAACAAUGGUUCUCAGAAAUUGAUAAUGACAAUUCCAAUAAAAUUUUUCAUAACAAUCUUCUCAGUUUUCUUUCAGCAUGGGAUGCUUAUUAUAAGGAUUUUAAUACUUGGAAGUCAAAAGAUUCGGAAAAAUUAGCAAAUAAUCUUAUUACUCAUUAUAUGGAACUAGAGAAAUUAUGGAAUACUGUUAAAACUCAAGCAAAUGCAGAAACUGAAUGGAGAAUGAACAUUGUUGAACAACAAGAAGAAAUUAGGCGUAAAAUACGUAAUUUAGGUGGUGAUGAGGCGAUGGCUAAAUUAGAAAGAGUUCUUAGAAGGCUGAAAGCAAAAUUACCAAUUGCUAGUGGUGAGAAUGUUGACGUCUCAGAUUCUGUAACUGGUGCUGUAAAUGAACAGGAAAAUGAUCAAGAAAAUGAUCAUAGUGAACAAGAUUCGGAUUUACCUCCGCGACAGUCUUUCGUACCCCAAACCUUAGCGGCAGACGGAUCCGUUGAGUUGGCUAAUCCAAAUUCUCAAUCUACAACCUCUACAACCUCUUCAACCAAUACAUCUUCAGCUUCACACAGCCAAUCAGUGACAAGUGCUAAUCUUCACCAUAUUAUCCAAAGUUUAGGCGGAUCCCAAGUUAAUUUAGGUUUAACAAAUGAACAACUUGCUCACGAGAUCAUAAUUGAUCCGGAUUUCGAAUUAAAGCCUCCAAAACUUUCUGAAUUAGAAGAACGUGUGCGAGCUAUCGCUACUAAGGCUUUCUUUGAUUCCGUAAGAGCUGAUCUUGAGCGAGGACAGUAUGAGAGAUGGGUGCCUGAGCUUUUAUCUGACGUUAAGCAGCGUCUUCUCGAUCUUGUUUCUCCUAAUUCUUCUUUACGUUCAUCUAUCAAUGAAGUUCUUGACAUUGAUUUGAUUACUCAACAAACAAAAGCGGGUGUUUAUAAUAUACAUAACUGUAUUGUUUUUAUUAUAAAUACAAUGCUUCAAAUCUGCGCACCUGUUCGUGAUGAAGAAAUUCAAAAACUAAAGGAUUUAAAUGAUUUUGCGGAAAUCUUUCAAAAGUUAUUAAAUAUUUUAGAUCAAAUGAGACUGGAUCUCGCUAAUUAUCGUGUCAAGGCUUUUAGGCCUUACUUAAAGGAGCAUGCCAUUGAGUAUGAACGUCGCAAAUUUGAACAGGCUUUACAAUCCAAACGUUUAACACUUGAUUUGACAAAAUCAUGGAUUAAACAAACUAUUAAUUCCCUUUUGCGUACCAGAGCAGAGCGCAAUCCAGAAAAUAUUCAUUUGCCACAACAUCGACAUAAUCAUGGUAUUAAAUUUGAUCAAGUGUAUAACGAAUCAUUUGUCUCUUUCAUUUUCCAACCGUCAACAAUUGACAAAAAUAACUGCCCUGAAACUCUUUUGCUUGAUAUUGAAAGGCUCUGGAAUUAUCAGAAUGAAGGGCAGGCCAUCACUAUCGUGGCUGCUUUGUUAAUGCUUACUAAAAAUGUGGCAGGUGGAAACGUUAAUAGCGAUUCUGAUGAUCUUACAACCUUAAAGGAUACCCUCUUUGUUCUUCUGAUGGAUGGAGAUACUACAAUUGAUAACUUAACAGCCGAAAUUAUAUCAUAUUUCCCAUCAACUCUUUCAUCUGAAACUCAAACAUUAAUUAAAUCGAUGGUUUCCAAAACACUUUCGCAAUCCGACAAAGUGUUUUCCCUCUUAUCCCGCCGGAUUCAAAAUAUCAUGAAACAACACCUUCAAACGGGACAAUUUCCUAAAAAGGAAACUUUGGCCCAGCACGGAGUAAUUUCUGUUGCUAAAGAACUGGAACAAUUAAGCAGAAAAAUUUGCAUUUUGGGAAGAUAUAACCGUGAAGUUUAUGCUUAUUGGUAUGAUACAAUUAUUCGUGAACAAUUACAGGAAGUUGGUGAAACCAAUAAAACGGAUAAAGAGCAAUCUGACAAAGGGAAAUCCAAAGAGAACAAAGAGAACAAAGAGAACGAAAAUUGA